Molecule: messenger RNA, 1399 nt
Organism: Trifolium pratense (red clover)
Lineage: Eukaryota; Viridiplantae; Streptophyta; Magnoliopsida; Fabales; Fabaceae
Product: acetylserotonin O-methyltransferase-like
Exons: 2
Coding region: 54-1139 (361 amino acids)
Biological process (GO): methylation
Molecular function (GO): protein dimerization activity; O-methyltransferase activity; S-adenosylmethionine-dependent methyltransferase activity
Source: RefSeq, a predicted model, not a curated record
AAAAUCAUCACUAGUUCACUACUAUAUAUUAAUUAAGAGAGAUUUAGCUAAAAAUGGGAGAAAUACAUAGUGAGGUAACAUGGGAGAAGGAGGAGGAAGAAAAAGAAGAAGAAGAACAAGCUCAAGUUGAUAUAUGGAAAUACAUAUUUGGUUUUGUAGAACUUUCAGUGGUGAAAUGUGCAAUUGAACUUGGCAUAGCUGAUGCCAUUGAAAAACACAAAAAACCCAUGUCACUAAUAGAGUUAUCAACCACUCUAAAAUGUGACCCUUCAUAUCUUAACCGCAUCAUGAGAUUCCUGGUACAUAGAAAAAUAUUCAAAACCAUAUAUACCAGCCAUGAUACCUAUCCUAGUUAUGUCCAAACACCACUUUCUCGCCGUUUGAUUAAAAACGGCGAGAAAAGCAUGACUGCUCUUCUUUUACUGGAGAGUAGUCCUGUAAUGGUAGCACCUUGGCUUAGUUUAAGCGGUCGUGUUUUGGUUAAUGGAAAUCCUUCUUUUGAGAAGGUUCAUGGUGAAGAUGUGUGGCGUUAUGCUGCUUCAAAUCUUGAUCAUAGUAAUCUUAUUAAUGAUGCUAUGGCUUGUGAUGCUAAAGUUGUUGUGCCAGCAAUUGUUGAAGGUUGUGGUGAGAUUUUUGAUGGUGUUGAAUCCUUGGUGGAUGUUGGUGGAGGGAAUGGAACCACCAUGAGUAUUCUUGCUAAGGCUUUUCCUUGGAUUCAUGGAAUUAACUUUGAUCUUCCCCAUGUCAUUGAUGUGGCUCCAAAGUGUGAUGGGGUGGAACAUGUGGCAGGUGACAUGUUUAUGAGUGUUCCCAAAGCUGAUGCCGUAAUUAUUAAGUGGGUUUUACAUGAUUGGGGUGAUGAUGAGUGCAUCCAAAUCUUGAAGAAAUGUAGGGAAGCUAUUCCAAAAGAAAAAGGAAAAGUUAUUAUUGUGGAAGCACUUAUUGAAGAAGAAGGAGGAAAACACAACAACUACAAAGAUGUAGGGUUAAUGUUAGAUAUGGUUAUGAUGGCACAUACUAAUAUUGGGAAAGAAAGGACACUUAAAGAAUGGGACUAUGUUAUCAAAAUGGCUGGAUUCAAGGAAUUCACUGUGAAAUAUAUUAAUGCUGUACAAUGUGUAAUUUUAGCCUCAUGCUAAAAUUAUGAGAAAACAACAAACACACUGAAAAUCAAUAAUAGAUUGAUUGAAGACUUUGGUGGGUUGUUAUAAAAAUGCAUUAUUAAUGUGGUAAAAAUAAAAAACAUGCAUGAUGGCUCAUUACAUAUACUAUAUGUCGGUCAUGAUUCAUGUUUGUACUUUUAUUUUGUUGACGGAUCAAUGUUUGUACUUUGUUCUAUGGUCAAACUCUUAUCUUUUAUAUUAUAAGCUUAUAUAUACAAGAAAACUCUAAACCCUAA